UGGCGCACCGAUCGAACUUAGAGAUCCAAAGGCAAAAAGUCACCAAAGUCUCUUCAUAGUCUCUUCCACUUUCUCUUGUUUUCUCUCCGUUUCUCUCUCUAUUACAACAGCUUACCCUAAACCGACUGUAAGAAUCCUUCCAAACCCAGACCGGCCGGAAACUUCCCUCCUCCUAAAAUGACCUUUUUGCCCUCACCCUCUUCCCCAAUUUCCAUCUUCUUCCUCAUCGUUUGACUCCCUUUCUUCCCUCUCUCUCUCUCUCCUCAUGGACCCCACUGACUCCGACCUCGCCGAUCCAUCUCAUGUCUCCUCCUCCGCCGCCGCCGCCGCUGCUUCUGGUGCUAAGUACAAGCUCAUGUCUCCGGCCAAGCUUCCGAUCUCCAGGUCCCCUUGCAUUACCAUCCCUCCUGGCCUCAGUCCCACUUCCUUUCUUGACUCUCCUGUUCUGCUCACCAACUUGAAGGUAGAGCCUUCUCCUACUACUGGGUCCCUUACCAAGCUUCCAAUGGCACAUGACUCUUCUAGCUCAGCUAUUUAUCCAAUGACCACCAUGGCUUUCUCAAAUACUAAUGCCUCAGAUGAAGGAAGAUCCAACUACUUUGAGUUCAAACCAUAUGUUGGACCAAAUAUGGUUCCUGCAGAUUUGAGUCAUAGGAAAGCUGAACAAUCUUCUGAAGUUCAAGUUCAAGGUCAACCUCAACCAUUUACUGCACCACCCAUGACUAAAAUCGAGAUCAAUGUCGUUUCAAAUGAUUUGAGUCGAUCAACCCAGAUGGAUACACGUACAGUUGCCUCAGGGGCUAGUGUUCCUGAAGCCAACGGAGAUGAUAUCAACCAUAAUUUGAACACAAAUAGCAGGGUUCAGGCUCCACAAUCUGAUCCAAAAGGCAGUGCCAUUCCAGUUGUUUCAGAUAGGUUAUCUGAUGAUGGAUAUAACUGGCGGAAGUAUGGACAAAAGCAUGUUAAAGGGAGUGAAUUUCCGCGUAGCUAUUAUAAAUGUACCCAUCCUAACUGUGAAGUGAAAAAGCUUUUUGAACGCUCCCAUGAUGGGCAAAUAACUGAUAUUAUUUAUAAGGGCACCCAUGAUCAUCCUAAGCCUCAGCCAAGCCGGCGAUAUUCUGCCGGUACUUCUGUGAAUGUUCAAGAAGAUGGGCCUGAUAAGCCUUCACCUUUAUCUGGCCAAGAUGACAGGUCAUGCAGCAUGUAUGCUCAGUCAGUGCAUACCAUUGAGCAAAAUGGAACUACCGAACCAUCUCUGGCUGCAAAUGAUAGCAACACCGAAGGUGCAGGAACAACUCUGCCAUGCAAGAAUCAUGAUGAGGUUGAUGACGAUGACAUAUUCUUGAAGCGGAGGAAAAUGGAACUUGGUGGUUUCGAUGUCUGCCCAAUGGUUAAACCAAUCAGGGAACCACGUGUUGUGGUUCAAACUCUAAGUGAGGUUGAUAUACUGGAUGACGGGUAUCGCUGGCGCAAAUAUGGCCAGAAGGUAGUGAGAGGAAAUCCCAACCCGAGGAGUUAUUAUAAGUGCACAAAUGUUGGAUGCCCUGUUAGAAAACAUGUCGAAAGAGCAUCCCAUGACCCAAAAGCCGUUAUAACUACGUAUGAGGGGAAACAUAAUCACGACGUUCCCACUGCAAAGACUAGUAGCCAUGAUGUCGGAGGUCCAUCGACAAUUGCACCAUUGAGGUAUAGACUUGAGGAGAGUGACACCAUAAGUCUUGAUCUUGGUGUUGGCAUUGGCAUGGGUGGUGAGAAUAGAUCAAAUGAAUACAGGCAGGCAUUGCAUUCACAACUUGUUGAAAACCAAACUCCAAAUGGCAAUUUCAACUUCGAAGUAGUUCAAGAGAACUCGGGCCCGACCUAUUUUGGUGUGAUCAAUAGAGGUAUAAAUCAGCAUGGAUCAAGAGAGAGUUUGAGUGAAAGCCGCAAUAGGGAGAUCACUCCACUAAAUCAUUCGUCCCACCCAUAUUCGACGAGCAUCGGGAGAAUACUAACAGGGCCUUAAGUUUCAGUGCAAUGAAGCCAUGAGAACAAGACGCCACCAUUUUUCAACCCUAUAUUGCUUUCUUUUCAUUUGGAUGGCUUAGGAUGAGGAGUGAAUGUGGAAAUAUUAGAGUUCUUUUAUGUUUGCCCUUUGUUGUUUGAGCUUAUGCUGAGGUUAACUGCCUUAGUUCUAACUUCUCAGUCAAUACAUGUACAAAUAUAAUAUGAACCAACUGGUAUUAUUUGUUACACAGAAGAUGUACCUUUACAAUGUAAUUCAAAUACUGGAAUAUAAGUAUUAAUUAGCAUA
Messenger RNA from Benincasa hispida (wax gourd), 2293 nucleotides. RefSeq names its product WRKY family transcription factor family protein (gene WRKY20). The record is from RefSeq and is a predicted model, not a curated record. Gene Ontology annotation, biological process: regulation of DNA-templated transcription. Lineage: Eukaryota; Viridiplantae; Streptophyta; Magnoliopsida; Cucurbitales; Cucurbitaceae. Gene Ontology annotation, molecular function: sequence-specific DNA binding; DNA-binding transcription factor activity.